AUGGAAGAUAUUUUCCAUUGGUGUCGUGAAGGAAACUCGAUCCAGGUGCGUCUGUGGCUGGACGACACGGAACAUGAUAUGAAUUUGGGUGAUGAUCAUGGGUUUAGCCCAUUGCACUGGUGCGCCAAGGAAGGACAUACCAAGCUGGUGGAGAUGUUGCUGCACCGUGGCGCACGGGUUAAUGCAACAAACAUGGGCGACGAUAUACCUCUUCACCUGGCAUCUGCCCAUGGCCAUUAUGAUAUUGUGCAGCUGCUUAUACGCCAUCGAUCGGAUGUGAAUGCGGCGAAUGAGCACGGAAACACGCCACUGCAUUAUGCAUGCUUCUGGGGCUAUCAAGCCAUUGCGGAGGAGUUGGUUAAUAAUGGUGCAUUGAUUUCGUUAGCCAACAAGGACGGUGACACACCGUUGGAUAAGGCGAAAACGUUACUAGCUACACGUUUACACAAUCUGGCGGUUGAAAGUGGACAGGAGCUGAAGAAAAUUAGCUUCAAGGAUCAGGGCUGGUCGGGCAUGAAGACGCGCUCCCGCGAUGCCACACUGUCUCGUUUCAAGGGCAUCAACAUCCAGGAGCUGACACUUCACAACAAGGUCGCGAUAACGCCCGGCGGUGAAACAUGGCGUGGCCGCUGGCAGAACAACGAAAUCAUUGCAAAGAUUCUGGCGAUACGCGAGUGUACCGCGCGUGUGGCGCGCGAUUUCAACGAAGAGUUUCCGAAGCUACGAAUUUUCUCCCAUCCCAACAUUUUGCCCGUCCUCGGUGCGUGCAAUGCACCGUCGAAUCUGAUCGUUAUCAGCCAGUACAUGCCACGCGGUUCACUGUACGAUUUGCUACACGGUACGGCCGGAAUCGUGGUCGACACGGCACAAGCUGUCCGAUUUGCGCUCGAUAUUGCACGCGGUAUGGCGUACCUGCACUCGCUCGAACGCAUCAUCCCGGAGUAUCAUCUGAACAGCUUCCACGUUAUGAUCGACGAUGAUCUUACCGCGCGUAUCAACAUGGCAGACGCAAAGUUCUCGUUCCAGGAGCGAGGCCGCGUUUAUCAGCCCGCCUGGAUGAGCCCGGAAAUGUUGCAGAAAAAGCGCAGCGAACGCAACUGGGAGGCGGCCGAUAUGUGGAGCUUUGCAAUCUGCAUCUGGGAGCUGGCAACGCGUGAAAUCCCGUUCGCCGAUCUGACCCCGAUGGAGGCGGGUAUGAGGAUCGCUACGGAGGGUUUGCGGGUAACGAUCCCGCCCGGUACUUCGCCCCAUCUGGCGAAGCUAAUCAAAAUCUGCAUGAAUGAGGACCCGGGCAAGCGCCCAACGUUCGAUAUGAUCAUACCAAUACUCGACAAAAUGAAGCGUUAA
Molecule: messenger RNA, 1347 nt
Organism: Anopheles marshallii
Lineage: Eukaryota; Metazoa; Arthropoda; Insecta; Diptera; Culicidae
Gene: Ilk
Product: integrin-linked protein kinase
Exons: 5
Coding region: 1-1347 (448 amino acids)
Biological process (GO): substrate adhesion-dependent cell spreading; integrin-mediated signaling pathway; protein phosphorylation
Cellular component (GO): focal adhesion; stress fiber
Molecular function (GO): protein kinase activity; protein binding; ATP binding
Source: RefSeq, a predicted model, not a curated record